Trichechus manatus latirostris (Florida manatee) is the source of this 1359-nucleotide messenger RNA. It is a transcript of the gene GPS2, whose product is annotated as G protein pathway suppressor 2. Gene Ontology annotation, biological process: regulation of transcription by RNA polymerase II. Gene Ontology annotation, molecular function: transcription coregulator activity. The transcript is spliced from 10 exons. Lineage: Eukaryota; Metazoa; Chordata; Mammalia; Sirenia; Trichechidae. Gene Ontology annotation, cellular component: transcription regulator complex. The record is from RefSeq and is a predicted model, not a curated record. The coding region runs from base 183 to 1292 and encodes 369 amino acids.
AACCCGCACGGCUGCCUGCAUUCUUGACUCCGGAAGAACUAGACCUAGUUGCCGGAUGUGACGCAAGUGGCUGAGGCGCGCAGGAGGCCGCGGAGAAAGCGAAGAGCAGGCGGGCCCCGUCUGAGGUCUGGCAGUCAGUGAUAGAGCCGGGCGCCCACGGCCCGAGCGUCCCCAGCGGCACCAUGCCCGCGCUCCUGGAGCGCCCCAAGCUUUCCAACGCCAUGGCCAGGGCGCUGCACCGGCACAUCAUGAUGGAGCGGGAGCGCAAGCGGCAGGAGGAAGAAGAGGUGGACAAGAUGAUGGAACAGAAAAUGAAGGAAGAGCAGGAGAGGAGGAAGAAGAAGGAGAUGGAAGAGAGAAUGUCACUAGAGGAAACUAAGGAACAAAUCCUGAAGUUGCAGGAGAAGCUUUUGGCCCUACAGGAAGAGAAGCACCAGCUUUUCUUGCAGCUCAAGAAAGUCUUACAUGAGGAAGAAAAACGGAGACGAAAGGAGCAGAGCGACCUGACCACCCUGACAUCAGCUGCAUACCAGCAGAGCCUGACUGUUCAUACGGGAACGCACCUUCUCAGCAUGCAGGGGAGCCCUGGAGGACACAAUCGCCCAGGCACUCUCAUGGCAGCUGACAGAGCCAAACAGAUGUUUGGACCUCAAGUGCUUACUACGCGGCACUACGUGGGUUCAGCAGCUGCUUUCGCAGGGACCCCAGAGCAUGGGCAAUUUCAAAGCAGCCCAGGAGGUGCCUAUGGGACUGCUCAGCCCCCACCUCACUACGGGCCCACACAGCCAGCAUAUAGUCCCAGUCAGCAGCUCAGAGCACCUUCAGCGUUUCCUGCAGUACAGUACCUGUCUCAGCCACAGCCACAGCCCUAUGCCGUGCACGGCCACUUUCAGCCUGCCCAGACAGGGUUUCUCCAGCCUGGGGGUGCCUUGUCCUUGCAAAAGCAGAUGGAACAUGCUAACCAGCAGACUGGUUUCUCUGACUCGGUAAGUGUGGAUUCACAGGCGGCCAGGAUACAGGCUAUGCCAAGAGGCGGCCCAGGCUGCCUCAGGUCCCAAUUCUGUUCUCUUUCAGUCAUCCCUGCGCCCCAUGCACCCCCAGGCUCUGCACCCAGCCCCUGGACUCCUUGCCUCCCCCCAGCUUCCUGUGCAGAUGCAGCCAGCAGGAAAGUCGGGCUUCGCAGCCACCAGCCAGCCUGGCCCUCGGCUUCCUUUCAUCCAGCACAGCCAGAACCCACGUUUCUACCACAAGUGACCAGAUCCUAUCUUCACUCUUGCCCCCACCAUGUGUGAGGGCGCCCCUCCAUGUGUCCCAGACCAAUAAAAUCGACCUGCCACUGCCCCUGGCUGCUGCUGUUUG